Messenger RNA from Carassius carassius (crucian carp), 1485 nucleotides. RefSeq names its product piggyBac transposable element-derived protein 4-like. The transcript has a single exon. The record is from RefSeq and is a predicted model, not a curated record. Lineage: Eukaryota; Metazoa; Chordata; Actinopteri; Cypriniformes; Cyprinidae. The coding region runs from base 1 to 1485 and encodes 494 amino acids.
AUGGCUCCACAGGCUCUGAGAUUCCUGCCCACAAGGGAACCUGGACCACAACUAAGACCAUGUGAUGCACACACUCCCAUGAGUCUAUUCAAAAAGUUUUUUUCUGACACUGCUGUGACAACUCUGUGUCAAAACACCAAUGCUCAGGCUGCCAGGGCAUGUGCAAAGGGACAUAAAUAUAAAUGGACAGAUGUCAGCAUCAGUGAGCUGUACUGCUACUUUGGGUUACUCUUCUACAUGGCAAUGGUGAAGUUGAGUUCCAUCACAGACUACUGGCGGCAGAACAAUCUUUUCUCUGUUCCUUUUCCUGCCACAAUCAUGUCAAGGGACAGAUACCGCACAAUUUCAUGGAAUCUGCACAUGAGUAACCCAGAUGCAGACCAGGACAAUGACAAAAAGAGGGGCACAGCUGAACAUGACCGUCUUUUCAGAGUCAGGCCCCUCAUGGACACAAUCCGGCUUGCAUGCAAGGCCAUCUAUCAACCAAGAAAAAAUUUGGCAGUGGAUGAAAGAAUGGUGGCAUGCAUAGCAAACACAGGAAUGACUCAGUACAUGAAAGCCAAGCCAACCAAAUGGGGCUUCAAGUUGUUUGUUCUUGCGGAUUCUUCAAAUGGAUAUACUGCAGAUUUUGCUGUUUACACAGGAAAGAACCACUUUCCCACAGGCCAUGGACUUUCAUAUGACGCUGUGACAUCUCUGUUGGACCGUACAGUUUUGGGCUCUGGGUACCAUGUAUACAUGGAUAAUUUCUACACUAGUCCCAAGCUCCUAAGAGACUUGUUUGCUUUGAAGUUUGGUGCAUGUGGGACUUACAGAGACAACAGGAAAGAUUGCCCUCGGAAUGCAGCUAACUCCCUCACCAAAAAAUCUGUGAGGGGCUCCAUCAGGUGGAUUCGAGACAAAGAUCUUGUGUUUGUGAAAUGGAUGGACACACGAGAGGUGUCCGUCUGCUCCACCAUCCAUGCUGCUUACACAGGAGACAAUGUGCAGAGGAGGGCAAAAACACAAAAUGGAUGGAGGAAAAAGAGUUUUCCAUGUCCUGCACCUGUGACUGCCUACAACCAGCACAUGGGGGGUGUUGACCUGUCUGAUCAGCUGUUACAAUACUACAGUACACAGCACAAAACAAUGAAGUGGUACAGAAAGCUAUUUCUGCACUUCUUGGACAUUGCUGCCAGCAAUGCUUAUAUUUUACACAAAGAGCUUUAUGGCACCAUGACCCACAAGGAGUUUAUGGAAGAACUAAUUGCAGAGCUCUGUGGUGUGUCACAGAAAAUACCACCAAAGCGGACCAGUGCUGACCAUGAGCCUAUUCCAGGAUCUGAGCAGCCCUCAGGUGCCACUGCUGGUCGCCGGACUUGUGUGCUUUGCAAAGUAAAGCAUGGUAAGAGACAGGACACUCCUUGGAAAUGCCAGGCAUGUGAUGUGCACUUGUGUGUCCAGUUGAAAAGGAACUGUUUCCUGGAGUGGCACAGAGACGUAUAA